GUUAGGUUCGGUGAGGUUAGGUCGGAUUAGAUAAGGUUGGAUGAGGUGAAGUGAGGUGAGGUGAGGUGAGGUGAGGUUAGUUUAAGGUGAGGUGAGGUUACGUUAGGUUAGAUUAGGUUACGUUACAUCAGUUAGGUUAGGUUAGGUAACAGGCCAACUAAGUUGCAGAUUGAGCUACUUUGGGUGGGAAUCACAAUUAGAGUAUAUUCCAGAACACCCCGUGGUUAGUUUGGGAGCUAUAACCGAACAUCUUUACUCGGUGACAGAAUACCCGUAGAGAUAGUGGAUAUGGACAAGGGCAAGGCUCCACUCUGCUACCCUUUCCAUUCUAGCCUCACCCCUUUUCCCUCCCGCCUCUAUCCUCCCUCUCAUGCCCUCCCUUGCCCCUCCCGGUCCCCUCCCACUUCAACCAUACGUCUCUGUAUAUUUCUACAUCACAAGUAACAGUAAGCUCACGGUGAGUCUCGAAACCCAACAAGAAAUGAAGGGCAUCAGAUAGAGGGAAGACAUUCCUCACAUCCACCUGAUAAGAGCCGAGACAGGGAAGCAUCGUAAUAACAAGAGAGAUGGAGAGGAAAGGGAGAGGCGGAAGGGAAACGGAAGGGGUGAGGAGGGACUGGGAGUGACGGAGGGUAGAGGCAGGGAGGGACUUCGAUGUGUGGCAACUCUUGAACUGAGGUACACACACACGCACUGAACUGCAAAAGUUGUGGUGUUCAGGCGGUAGUCGGGUGCACCAAAGACUAGCACGUCAAUUACUCUCCUUGGCCUGGAGGCCGCGGUGCAGUGAGGCGGUAGAGGGAAUCAUCAGCUUGGGGACUGGGGCUCACUGGCAAUGUUGAAGUAUUUGGUACGAACGUACCAGACUAGGUACUUUAGGGUGUGCAAAGUAAAAAUGGUACGACUUCCACUAGAUCUCAUAUUAAAUAGGGAGAUGGUAUUUUUGUUCUAUACACUGUGGAAAUGAGACUAACAGUGUCGUUAAGUCGUAACAUGUUUAUGUCCUGCCAUGUACUUCGCAAGUGUUCAAUAAAAUACUGAUUUUUUUUUUCAAUUUAUUUAUUUUCUAUUUACGGAGCAAAUAUUAGUCGCGAUGCAGGGCUACUAACGGGUCAAAUACUCUUCUCUGGUGCGCGAGGAGAUAAAUUGAAUUUUAAAGGUAUGUAGACCAGUAAAUAAUGUUAUAUUUACUCAAUAUGGUACGUUUUGUUCUCAUUUGGUACUUUUUACUUGUGCAAUCUGGUAUUACUUCUUAAAACUGAAUGGCAGCACUGCUCGCGGGGCAGUGGCCAGUGAGGCCGUGGCGGAGGAGAGAGAGUGCAGGCAGAUAACCGUGACUCUCGACGUAACACUGAGACUGAACUUGCUCUACACGUGACAGUGGUGGUAAUAGUGGCGGUGGCGGGGACUGUCCGUGCACGUGUAUACAGAACUACAGGUGACGCCGGUGUGAGAUAAGGUGAUGUUAGUAGCGCAGAGUUUGCUCGAUGAGGUCACGUAACGAUUUGGUGUGAUGGUGUUAAAUGUUGAGGAACUGUAUUACUUCGAUCUUUGAGCGGGAAAUUCUAUAGAACGUGACGUGCCUGUGUUAGUGUGGAUGAGCAGUGUUGUUGGAUAGACAGUAUUGGCAAUCAUUUCGCCUCUUCGCCGCUCGAGGCCCCUGGCAGCAAGGUAUAGGCUACAGAGUAUGUGUGAUCACGGGCCCCUGGAGCGAAAGAAAACGGGCGCGUCUCAGACUAAUUAUUUUUAUGCGGGUCAAAGUUAGACCCCUGAUAACAAUAAAGACAAAGGGUGCAACACCAUUAAGCACGUCAGCAUUCAAAAGCACGACACAGCGAUUCCAAGCAUCACGAUGACUUAACGAUUGCCGCCUUGCCUGCUUGCCUGAGGCUAAGCAGGACUGUAGCAGCAGUAGGAGCUACGGCAGGAGGAGGAGAGCUGGGGUGUGCACUGACAGUACGAAAAGAGAAGCCAUGACUGCUAAGACAACAGUGGCAGCAGUCAAGGCAAGCGGGACGGCAGGGGCAAAGGAGUGCCAGGACCGCAGUACACAAAGAAAUGAGUGCCUGGACACAUACUGCAAAGACAGACACAGGGAUGACGAGGACAAUUACGGUGGCGAUGGCGGCGCAAGGGGUGGUGAGGACAAGAGAAACCAGAAUCAACACCACCGCCUCCAGAGCGGCGGGGACAAGGUCGCCUACAAGCUGGUGCCGCCCGACGGAGGCUGGGGCUGGAUGGUGGCACUGGGCACCUUCAUCAUUAUGUCGCUGCUGAUGAUGCUGGGACCCUGCUUCGGCGUGAUGUUUUCGGAGUACCUGCUGGGUGAAGGCUCCUCCUCCACCUUAACCGCCUGGAUCUUCAACGCGCAAGGCUUUCUCUGGAAUGCAAGCAGUUUCUUGACGUGGUCACUCACGCAGGAGUUCGGGUGGCGCGCCGUGGCCCUGACUGGCUCCAUGCUGGCCGCCGCGGGGAUCAUGAUCUCCGCCUUCACCCCAAGCCCCGUCUUUCUCUUCUUCUCCUUUUCCUUGUUGUCAGGUAAAUGGUAGACGUGAUGUCCUCAUGUUCCAGCUUACAACUGUCUUCAUAAACGACUCGGCAACUCUGUUCGCCUCUUUGAAAUGCCUCUCGUGGAAGUUGAAGUGGAGGGACAGUUUUGUGAUCCCAGUGAUAAUUUUACUUUUGCAUCUUGACCGGGAAAAUCACCCAUGAAAACCUGGUUAAUCUUCUCAGUGGGCUUGAAAAACAGUCGUAAUGGAAGCCUUCGUUUUCAACUUCAUUUACUCUUUCACCUUGUCUGCCUCUCCUGCCUCCUUGCCUUAUGCUGCUACAUUGGUCACUCUCGCUUCAACUUAAAAUCCUUCCCUCCCCUUCCAGGGGUCGGCGGUGGCCUGGUGACCUGCCAGUGCUUCACCAUCCUGCCGCACUACUUUGUACGGCGCCGAGGUCUCACCAACGGCAUCAUGAUGAGCGGCAUCUGCAUGGGACAGUUGAUGGGGCCGCCCUUGGCCCGCUUCCU
Eriocheir sinensis (Chinese mitten crab) is the source of this 3019-nucleotide messenger RNA. Its product is annotated as monocarboxylate transporter 13-like. The transcript is spliced from 2 exons. Bases 1974 to 2549 code for a protein of 191 amino acids. The record is from RefSeq and is a predicted model, not a curated record. NCBI's taxonomy places the organism in Eukaryota, Metazoa, Arthropoda, Malacostraca, Decapoda, Varunidae.